This is a messenger RNA of Peniophora sp. CBMAI 1063, 1170 nucleotides long. Lineage: Eukaryota; Fungi; Basidiomycota; Agaricomycetes; Russulales; Peniophoraceae. The record is from the annotation of a GenBank genome assembly.
AUUGAUCGGAUCACGACGUUCAGGCAAUCGCCGGUGGACCGGUGCCUGACACGGAUUUUGGAAGUGGGAAACCUAGUCAAGCUAGGUAAUUCAAUUGUCUCACACGACCCGCACCUGAACCGCGACGGCGAGGCAUUGUAUCGUUUCUUACUCGCCCGCGCGGAGGAAGCGCCGGACUACGUGCUUCACGUCGUUGGAACGCAUACCGAGACGCGCUACCGAACUGUUACAAGUACCGACUCGCAUGGACGCCAGACGACCCGCGAGGAGCGGGACACCGACAUAAUCACGGAUUUCGACUUCCGUAUUGAUGUCGGCCAGCAUCUGUUGCCGCGCGCCCAUCUAUGGACCGUCGCAGACUAUGAGCCAGCCUACCGCGGCGGCACGAAACGAUGCGUCAAGGACGGACCGCCCGUCACCUGGAGCGAGAGUAAAGCCGCGCGCAAACUACGCGUAUUCCGCGAGCGCGUUGGGUUCCCGCCCUGGGUCGGCGGCAUUCAGCGCGACAGCCGCACCGGCAAGUUCAUCGACCCUGAGGCACAGAUGUGGGACACGAACGCGACGGGAUACGCUCACUUCAGCGUCACAAACACGCGCGGCUUAGAUGUCCUGAGGAGCUCAUGGACGUUGAGGCAAUGGGCAGACGAUUACGCCGCGUCGGACAAGAUAUUCAAGGAGUUUGUCUUCGACAAGGUCGUUUUCGGUUGGCAGACCGGUGUACUGUGCAACGCUGUACGCUCCGCCGUCCUCAGCACGGGUUACGCGGGCGACAUCAAAGUCGACUUCGAAAAGUCACUCGCGCGGGUCGUCGUUCGCCCUGAUACCCGCUUCCAGCGUCUCCUGUCCAAAUUAUGGUUCCGCAUUAUCGCCUGGAUCCUGCUCGUAUACCCUAUCGUCUGGCUCUUCCAGCGUUUCCAUCCGCGAGGGCUUGGCCGGUGGACUGUGGCGGGCAGCGCGCACGCAUUGCAUCGUCAUCAACCCCGUGUGAUCACUGACGAGGACGGCGAGAUCAGACGCCAAUCGUAUGACGAGGGCUUGCGCGAGGGGGAAUGGUUCAAGGCAUGGGAGGGCACCAUCCGUAGGAUGGCCGAGGGACGCGUCCGGUCAAGUACGGCGGUACAAUUGCCGGACGACGCUCAUGCUGUCAGACUUCAUGGAUAUCGACAAUAG